Molecule: messenger RNA, 228 nt
Organism: Penicillium concentricum
Lineage: Eukaryota; Fungi; Ascomycota; Eurotiomycetes; Eurotiales; Aspergillaceae
Exons: 1
Coding region: 1-228 (75 amino acids)
Source: RefSeq, a predicted model, not a curated record
AUGGCACCGGCCAAAAUAAUCCACCACACCAGCUCUGCAUCCCUGUCUCUCCAUUCGAUCUUCCAAAGAAGCGGCCACAAGGGCAACUGGGCAAAUAGGAAUCGCGGGGUCGUGCUUGUCUUCUGUAUUGUCUUUCUCGUCGUGGUCGGUAUCAUAGCACUCUUUGCGUAUCGACGAAUGUUGAAACGGAAAGCCGACAAGGAGUCCUAUGAGACGACGCGUGAUUAG